Messenger RNA from Aspergillus nidulans FGSC A4, 1662 nucleotides. Its product is annotated as protein CYP5076A1. Gene Ontology annotation, biological process: verruculogen biosynthetic process. Gene Ontology annotation, cellular component: membrane. The transcript is spliced from 5 exons. Bases 1 to 1662 code for a protein of 553 amino acids. Gene Ontology annotation, molecular function: heme binding; oxidoreductase activity, acting on paired donors, with incorporation or reduction of molecular oxygen; monooxygenase activity. NCBI's taxonomy places the organism in Eukaryota, Fungi, Ascomycota, Eurotiomycetes, Eurotiales, Aspergillaceae. The record is from RefSeq and is a predicted model, not a curated record.
AUGGCGCUCUCAUUAAACGCAGCCGUCGUGCUGGCUGGCGUCAUCUCGCACAUCGCCUAUUUCAAGCAAGGAGAGCACCACCUCUACGGAUUCUUUUACCUCAAACUCCUCCUCACAGCUAUGUCUACAGCAACUGUCAUGCUCUCCUACGUCCAGGGAGCCCCCUGGAGAGUCGCACUAUCGACCGUCCUCAAGCUGCUAUCUGCCUACCUCUUCGGUAUCUAUACCAGCCUCCUAGUGUACCGCCUCCUCCUCCACCCUCUGAACCGGUUUCCAGGGCCUUUCCCUGCCCGCAUCUCGACAGUCUGGACCUCUACUCAACUAAAGAGCAAUAAUAUGCACCUCACCCUACUGCAUUAUCAUCGAAAGUACGGCCCCUUCGUGCGUAUCGGCUCUUCAGAUCUAUCAAUAGCCCACCCCGACGCCCUGGGGCCCAUCUACGGCACCCACUCGCGCUGUAUAAAAGGGGCGAAUUACGAGCUUUCUGCACCGGCAACUGCGCUGCAGCUCAUGCGUGAUCCCGAAGAGCAUCAUGCUCGCCGCCGGGUUUGGAGCGGCGCAUUCAGCGAUCGGCUCUUGCGGGGCUAUGAGGUGAGGAUCAGAAAAUACCGCGAGAAACUGCUUGAUAGACUCUCCGAAAUGUCCAGUAGGAAGGAGCCCGUUGAUGUGACGAAGUGGUUCAACUUAUACUCCUUUGACGUGAUGGGAGAUCUAUCCUUCGGCCGGGGGUUUGAGGCUCUUGAGAGGGGCGAGGAGCACUGGGCAAUGAGGCUGCUUAUGGCAACGCAGAACUUCGUGGGACUGAAUUUGCCGGCUUGGGCGUUUGUCCUGAUGAUUAGAAUUCCUGGGGCCUCAAUGGACUUUUGGAGGUUCUUGGAGUUCUGUGGGGAGAGGCUGCUGGACAGGUUCAAGAAUGACCCCGAAAUCCCCGACAUCAGCUCCUCGUUAUUCGUUCCGCUAAAGGACAGAAACGUGGAAGAUCUCACGAUUGAGGAGAAGAACCUACUAUACGGCGACUCCCGGCUGAUCGUCAUUGCAGGGAGUACCAGUGACACCACAGCCGGAACCCUCUCGGCCAUCUUCUACGAGCUCGUCCAACACCCCGAGCAUAUCACCAAGCUCCGCGACGAGCUUGAACCACACCACCUCGGGAACGACAACCCCAAAAAGACAGAAUUCCUGCACUCGAAGAUUGCUCAACUAGACCAUCUCAACGGCGUCAUCAACGAAGCACUCCGCCUCUACCCUGCUGUUCCGUCCUCGUUGCAGCGGAAAACCCCGCCAGAGGGGGUUGUCGUCGAUGGCACGUAUAUACCGGGGGACAUGCAUGUGGUCUGCCCGUUAUACACCAUUGGACGGUCCGAGAUAGCCUACGACCACCCCGAAGACUUCAUCCCUGAGCGCUGGUAUAGCAAGCCAGAACUGGUCAGACACAAGGGCGCCUUUGCGCCAUUUAGUCUUGGUCACUUCAACUGUAUCGGCCGACCCCUAGCACUCAUGAACCUCCGCGUCACACUCGCACAGCUGAUCAUGGAGUUCGACGUGAAGUUUGCGCCAGGCGAGGACGGGAAACAGUUUCUGGCUGACGCGAAGGAUAAUUUCGUCAUGUACUUUGGGAAGUUGGAGUUGGCCUUUACCAGGAGGGAGAGGCAGAAAGAAUGA